Heteronotia binoei (common prickly gecko) is the source of this 2610-nucleotide messenger RNA. It is a transcript of the gene CMKLR2, whose product is annotated as chemerin chemokine-like receptor 2. Gene Ontology annotation, molecular function: complement receptor activity; G protein-coupled receptor activity. The transcript is spliced from 2 exons. NCBI's taxonomy places the organism in Eukaryota, Metazoa, Chordata, Lepidosauria, Squamata, Gekkonidae. Gene Ontology annotation, cellular component: plasma membrane. Bases 128 to 1294 code for a protein of 388 amino acids. Gene Ontology annotation, biological process: positive regulation of cytosolic calcium ion concentration; inflammatory response; phospholipase C-activating G protein-coupled receptor signaling pathway. The record is from RefSeq and is a predicted model, not a curated record.
CACAUUGUAGCUUUUACUUUUCCCCUCUGGAUUCUUUUUCAGGCAUAGAAAAGAACCCAACCAGAACAGAUAAUUCUAACACUAUUUUUAUCAGGAGCCACACUUUCGAAAGGAAACAGCCAGCAACAUGCCAUCGGCUGACUUCAUGCAGUACGAAGAUUUUGACAAUUUCACUUACUACUUUGAGAGUUAUGAGGAAGAGGAGUCGCCUCAGCCCUCCCUCAGUGACGUGCACAUCGUUUCUCUUGUGCUACACAGUUUAGCUUUUCUCCUAGGAGUGCCUGGCAACGCAAUCGUCAUCUGGAUCAUGGGCUUUAAAUGGGAUAAGACGGUCACUUCCCUCUGGUUCCUCAACCUCGCCAUCGCAGACUUUAUCUUUGUCCUUUUCCUGCCUCUCUACAUCACCUAUGUGGCCACGGGCUUCCACUGGCCAUUUGGGAAAUGGCUGUGCAAAGCCAACUCCUUCGUUGCCUUGUUCAACAUGUUUGCCAGCGUCUUCUUCCUUACGGCCAUCAGCCUCGACCGCUAUGUUCACCUGAUCCAUCCCGUCUGCUCCUACAAAUAUCGAACGGUGAAAAACACUUGUGUUUUGAUCACCAUCAUUUGGACCCUGGCGACCAUCAUUGGAAGCCCAGCCUUGUAUUUCAGAGAUACACUUACUCUGCACAACAAUUCCACCAUUUGCUACAAUAACUUUCACUCGAAAGACCCCUACCUCGUUUUCCUGAUACACCACUUUCUGACCUGGGUGAGGUUCUUUUUUGGCUAUCUCUUCCCUCUCCUGACCAUGAUCAUUUGUUACUCUCUUCUAUUCAUCAAUGUGAAGAAGAGCGCCGUCUUGACUUCCAGCAGGCUUUUUUGGACUAUCCUGGCCGUUGUGAUUGCCUUCUUCGUUUGCUGGACCCCGUUCCACAUCUUUAGCAUCAUUGAGCUGACAAUUCACCAUAACGAUUACUACCACACCUUGCUUCGGGACGCCAUUCCUCUGACCGUUAGCUUCGCUUUCAUCAACAGCUGCCUUAACCCCAUCCUUUACGUCCUUCUCAGCAAGAAGCUGCGGUCCUGCUUUCAGGUGACAUUUUCAGAGUUAGUGAAAUACACGCUGUGGGAGGUCAGCCGGUCAGGGACAGUCAGCGAACAACUUUGGAACUCUAUGAGUCUGCAGCAGUACGAAAACCCCGGGGUGAAAAAUCCACCCAGCGAAACAGUCAGCGAACAACAUUGGAACUCUGUGAGUCUGCAACAGUGCGAAAACACUGGGGCGAAAAAUCCACCCAGCGAAACUACUCCAUAAUUGAGCAAUCUGCCUUUCUUUGUAAAGGAUUCAUUUUCUAUAUAUCAAGAAGCGUUUGUAAGUAAAUAAGAUGAAAUUUUUGUACCCAAAGCAUGGUGGAUCGAGGAUAGCUAAUGGAAUUUUGAAAGCUCAUUUCAGCAUCUUUUUUUAAACAAAGCAUAUUUAGCUGGCAGUAGGGUUGCCAUCCUUUCAGCCAGCCUGUGCUCCUGGGCUUUUAACCAUUACUACAGAGAUGGGCAGGUGAUGAUGCUUAUCUCCCUAUAGCCUGAAAAGCUUCACUUCCUGAUUUUUGUAGACCUUGAUUCCUAAAAGCACAGAAAUAGGGACAGGCUAGGGUUGCCAAGCUCCAAGUAGUUGCUGAAGAUACCCUACGAUUACACCUGAUUUCCAUGGGACAGAGAUCAGUUCACCUGGAGAAAAUGGGCACUUUGGAAUGUAGAGUUUAUGGGCUCAGGGGUGGCAUUCUAGCAAGUGCUCCUUUGCAUAUUAGGCCACACACCCCUGAUGUAGCCAAUCCUCCAAGAGCUUACAAAAAAAGAGCCUUGUAAGCUCUUGGAGGAUUGGCUACAUCAGGGGUGUGUGGCCUAAUAUGCAAAGGAGCUCCUGCUAGAAUUCCACCCCUGUAUGGGAUUAUACUCCACUGAAGUCCUGUCCCUCUCCAAGUCCCCCUUCUUAGAGUCCACCCUCUUGGAAUGUAGACUCUAUGGGGUUAUACCCCAUUGAAGUCCCUCCCCUCCUCAAGCCCCACUUUUCUCAGACUCUACCCUCCCAAAUUUCCAGGUAUUUAUUGACUUAAAACUGGCAAUCCUAAGACAGGCCCUUGAGUUUUGGGACCACUGGCAACCCAAAUGGGCGACUCCUAUCUCAAACGUCUUGGAGAAUGAAGAUUAUUAUGAGAUAAGAUCUGGGAGGAUAUUCCAUUCCAUGGUGUAGUCUUAUGUUCCAAAUCGAAAUGUUGCCCUUGGUGGACCCCAAACUAAGACUGUAUUUCCUUAUUAGCCGUGUAUAAUAGUUUGUCAAAUAAGUUUCACAUAGCACAAGAUACAAAUACUCUUUUCUAGACUAUUUAACCCCUGCAAUAUUAAUAGUAUUGAAAACGUAAUCAAAUGUACUUUUGAAAUCUUCUGGCAACGUAUCAUGGACAAUAAGAGAAUGAUCUCACAGCUGUUUUCUUUUUGCUGCAUACCAGCUGGGCAUAUAUAAUAUCACAUAUAUUCGAAGCGUAAGGGUUUGAUUUCAUGGCUCAGUGUGAGCAACAUAUCUUUCUGAGCUUCUUGAAGGCAGGGCAGAAUUUUUAAUAAAGUAAUAUAUGGAAA